Molecule: messenger RNA, 1095 nt
Organism: Dalotia coriaria
Lineage: Eukaryota; Metazoa; Arthropoda; Insecta; Coleoptera; Staphylinidae
Product: oocyte zinc finger protein XlCOF26-like
Exons: 3
Coding region: 27-998 (323 amino acids)
Biological process (GO): regulation of transcription by RNA polymerase II
Cellular component (GO): nucleus
Molecular function (GO): transcription coregulator activity
Source: RefSeq, a predicted model, not a curated record
CACUAUCUUUUAUUAAUCUAUGUAUAAUGAGUCCCAAAUCUCCAAAGCGAUAUGCUUGCACAUAUCCAGGAUGUAAAUCAUCGUUUCCACGACCCAGCAAACUAGCAAAUCACACUUCUCUACAUGAAGGAAAGAAACCUUUUCAAUGUGAUAUUGAUGGAUGUGAUAAAGGCUACACUACUAAAACCCACCUUAAAAGACAUCAAAGUAUUCAACAUCAAAAAGAACAAACAAACACUAAAACAAUCUGCCUGGAUCCAGAGUGCAAAAAGGAGUUUUCUAAUGUUGCCAAUAUGCAAAGACACAUGAAAAGAGCACACAAUCCCAAUCAUGUUUAUAAUUAUAUCUGUAAUGAAUGCAAUCAGAGCUUUCCCAAAAAGAAACUGCUGCAUCAACAUAGUUACCUUCACACUGGUGAAUUUUACUACAAUUGUGAUAGAUGCCACCAAGGUUUUCAUUUGCUAAGUGAAUUACACAAACAUACAAGAUUACAUAAAGUGUACAAAUGCACAGAAUGUAAAGAAAGCUUCACGAAGUGGUCUGAAUUAAGACACCACAAAUUAUCACACAGACCUCUUUUCAAAUGUAGCCAGUGUCAUUAUAAAACAUACAGAAGAUUGUAUAUAAAAGUACACGAGAGUACACACACAGCAAUUGAGAAAAGAAAAAAGUUUCAUUGUAAAUAUGAAAACUGCUCAAGGAGUUAUUUAUAUAUGAGAAAUCUAAAUCUUCAUGUGAAAGUAUUCCAUUUGGGCAUUAAGAGAGAGAAAAUUAAAUGUCUUGUUGAUGGCUGCCCUAAAUCACUGUCUAAAAUGGUACUUCUUAAGCGUCAUAUGCAAGUAUUUCACGAGGGAGCACCAAUGUUAAUCAAACGCCAACGACGUGUCAGGAAAGACGCUGGCAAACCGAAAGCCAAUGAUAUCAAUCGGAUAAUAUUAGGAGUUGCAAGACAACAAAACGCGUUGAAUGAAGUUGCUCAGGUAUUAGUUAAAUCUUAAAAUAGUUUUCAUCUAAAAGUCAUCAGAUGCUAAACAUACUAAUAUUUUAAGAUUGUUUUAGUAGAGAAUACGUAAUAAAAGUUUAUGAUUGUUUUUA